AUGAGUGCCUCCAUGUUCAAGGGGUUGCCAACCUCGAAAAUAUUGAAGCAGAUUGCCAGAUUGAACAAUAUCACUGGAACUCCAAGAACUGCUUUCAAAUUCGGUCCGCUGGUCAAGAAGAUUGAACUAAUCAUAUUACUGAAGAACAUCUUCAAAGCUAGCUCUGGAUUGAAGAAGUUUUGGAGACAAAACUUGCCUGUGUUAAAAUACCAUAAUGAUGACGUUGAAUUUACUUUGACCAGGGUCAGAGCCAUGUCCAAGGAGGAAAUCGCUAAGGUUCCUACUAAGAUUGUAAUUCAUCUGGCCGACGGAACUAAGAGUGAGGUCGACUGUGCAAUGCAAACACACAACCAGAUCUUGAAGAAGCUAGUGAAGUCUACCGGUGCGGUGGCGAUGGCUGCAGAGGAUCUCCACACCAUCCCUGUACCAGAGAAUCACUUACCAUAG
Molecule: messenger RNA, 447 nt
Organism: Sungouiella intermedia
Lineage: Eukaryota; Fungi; Ascomycota; Pichiomycetes; Serinales; Metschnikowiaceae
Source: the annotation of a GenBank genome assembly